Phycomyces blakesleeanus NRRL 1555(-) is the source of this 1154-nucleotide messenger RNA. RefSeq lists its product as hypothetical. The transcript is spliced from 4 exons. The record is from RefSeq and is a predicted model, not a curated record. Bases 14 to 802 code for a protein of 262 amino acids. Lineage: Eukaryota; Fungi; Mucoromycota; Mucoromycetes; Mucorales; Phycomycetaceae.
AUUCUUCUUUGUCAUGACCAAGUUGCAUAUCUUCCAGAGAGUAGCCAACGUCUUGGUCUACCUAUUCUUCCUCUCGGCCACCGUCUACAGUGUUGUCGCCCCUCCUCCUGAUGAUGAGGUUGGCCACGAAGGAUUGACCUACAUUACUCCUUCUUUCUGGGUAUCUUCUAUCUGGACUGUUAUCCACUUCUUGCUCGGUGGCUUCGUCAUCUACCAGUGGUUUGAGCCUGCCCACGCUGCUGCCCUCCACGGUGUUGGCUGGCACUUUGUCAUCUCAGUCUUGCUCAGUGCUGGCUGGCUCGCUCUCUUGAAAUCGGGUCACUUUAUCAUCGGUUUCAUCUUUGUUCUCCUUACUGCUUCCUCGGUCUCUUUUGUGUUCUACAACCUUGAGAAGAACUACCCCACCUCUAGCAUCUAUGACAAGCUCUUCAUCCACGCUCCCUUCUCCUUGUGGCACGGAUGGAUCGUCUUCUCUGCUGUUGUCAACCUGUUCCAGGCUUUCACUGGCUUGAAGGAGGAUGGACCCACCGUCUUCUUGCGCAUUCUCGUCAUCUUUGGUAUUCUCUUCUUGACCUCCACUGCUGUCGGUUACGUCGAGUACAAGAAGACCAAGGGCGAUCUUACUGGCGCCUUUGUUAUCGGACUUGGUCUCGUUGCCAUUUUCACCAACCAGUCCGACCCAUGGAUUCACUGGACCGCUCUCGGUGCUGCCAUCAUCACCUUCAUCUACCCUGCCCGCCCCUACGUCUUCAAGCUUGUCGGUCGUGACACCGAUGCUGAGAACAGCCCUCUCUUGGGUUAAAAGGAUUUCUUUUUCUUUUGCUUAAAAGAACAAAAAAAAACAAAACUACCAAAUUUUACAUAAUUCUGUAUAUCAUUAAUGAAUAAUCGAACUUCCUUGAUGAAUAAAUUCAAUAGGAAAUAAAACAUCCUUGUAUAUCCAAACUUCUUCUUUUUUUUCUGUGCCACAGCAUUUUUUUUUGGUUGUUUAAAACGGUUGUACGAUUUGAUCAAUUUUAGCCAAGACACCGUAAAGAGCCAUAUAGCAUGUAUGUAUAUAUGAUUAUAUAUAACACCAGGAAAAAAGAAGCAAGGCAAUUUUGAUCUUGUUCAAGAAAUGAUAUAAAUGCCUAUGUGGGUCAGUCGUUGGUUGU